UUUAUUUAUUUAUUUAUUUUCCUCCACCGUGCUGUAUGUACCGCUUUCCUCGUCACCCGCCACGGUUAACUUCCCUGUGACUCGGUUUAACACUCGAGACCUCCGUGGAUGCUGCUAAGAGCACUUCUCUUGCCUUUGCUGUCCCUUGCUGGGAUCGGAUUCACGCUACCCGGACUCUGUGUGCCUGUAUGUGUGUUCUGAGUGUCUUGACAUUUUGGUUUUCUUUACAAGAGCUGUGCAUUAAUUGUAACCAAGACCUGUGAAUGACCAUAGGCUUGGCUUGACCUUGAUUUUGAUGGCUUUGUUGGAAGAUCUGAUGAUGUGAUUGCAUGUCAUGAGGUGAUUGCUCUCCAGCCCGCAGCCUCCGUGGCUCGGUGUAUAAACCACUUCUGCCGCACUGUCACUCAUGGACAAUUCCGAUUUUUCCUUUAAACAAUCCAACAACCUUUUCGGCUCCUUUUAUUUUCUCACUUCUCCUUUCCCUCUUGUUUCUCCUUAAUGUUGGGAGCCUUAUUCUUCCCUCUGAUGUGAUUGAUAGUCCUGCUUCUCCGUGCUGCCGAUUUCCAGUUUAAACUACAAUGGCUCUAAGUGGCAACUGCAGGACUUACCUUCCUGCUCGGGAGCAGGGCACGGGGCUGCACUCCUUCCCCGAGGUGGUGGAGCUCAACGUGGGCGGCCAGGUUUACUUCACUCGCCACUCCACCUUGGUCGGCACCCCUCACUCCCUGCUCUGGAAAAUGUUCACCCCAAAGAGAGACACGGCCAACGAUCUGGCCAAGGACUCCAAGGGAAGAUUCUUCAUCGACAGAGAUGGUUUCCUUUUCCGCUACAUUCUGGACUAUCUCAGGGACAAGCAAGUGGUUCUGCCCGACCACUUCCCCGAGAAGGGAAGGCUCAAGAGGGAGGCUGAGUACUUCCAGCUCCCGGACUUGGUCAAGCUCCUGACUCCCGACGACAACAAGCAAAGCCCCGACGAUUAUUGUCACAGUGACUACGAAGAGGUGUCCCAGGGCAGUGACACCAGAAUAUGCCCGCCCUCGCUCCUGCCGCCCGACCGCAAGUGGGGAUUCAUCACCAUCGGCUACCGCGGCUCCUGCACUAUCGGCAGGGAGAGCCAAGCAGAUGCCAAGUUCAGGAGGGUCCCAAGGAUUUUGGUUUGUGGAAGGAUUUCUUUGGUCAAAGAGGUUUUUGGAGAAAGUUUGAAUGAAAGCAGAGACCCGGACAGGGCUCCAGAAAGGUACACCUCCAGGUUUUAUCUCAAGUUCAAGCACCUGGAGAGGGCUUUUGACAUGUUGUCCGAGUGUGGAUUCCACAUGGUGGCCUGUAACUCCUCGGUGACGGCUUCCUUUGUCAACCAGUACACAGACGACAAGGUCUGGUCCAGCUACACCGAAUAUGUCUUCUACCGUGAACCCUCCCGCUGGUCCUCGUCCCACUGCGACUGCUGCUGCAAGAACGGCAAGGGCGACAAGGAGGGCGAGAGCGGCACGUCCUGCAACGAGCUGUCCACGUCGAGCUGUGACAGCCAGUCCGAGGCCAGCUCGCCCCAGGAGACUGUCAUCUGCGGGCCUGUCACCCGCCAGCCCAACAUCCAGACUCUGGACAGGCCCGCCAAGAAGGGCCCCGUGCAGCUGCUGCAGCAAUCCGAGAUCCGCAGGAAGAGCGACCUGCUCCGGACUCUCACCUCCGGCUCCCGAGAGUCCAACUCCAGCAAGAAGAAAGCCGUCAAGGAGAAGCUCUCCAUUGAGGAAGAGCUGGAAAAAUGUAUCCAGGAUUUCCUCAAAAUCAAAAUCCCAGACAGGUUUCCCGAGAGGAAGCACCCCUGGCAAUCGGAACUGCUGAGGAAGUAUCACCUUUAGGAUUUGGAUGGGGAGAGCACAGCUGGUUAAAACAGAGCCAGACCCGGAGUGACACAACAG
Molecule: messenger RNA, 1919 nt
Organism: Sturnus vulgaris (Common starling)
Lineage: Eukaryota; Metazoa; Chordata; Aves; Passeriformes; Sturnidae
Gene: KCTD16
Product: potassium channel tetramerization domain containing 16
Biological process (GO): regulation of G protein-coupled receptor signaling pathway; protein homooligomerization
Cellular component (GO): signaling receptor complex; presynaptic membrane; postsynaptic membrane
Molecular function (GO): protein binding
Source: RefSeq, a predicted model, not a curated record